Messenger RNA from Asparagus officinalis (garden asparagus), 1897 nucleotides. RefSeq lists its product as uncharacterized. NCBI's taxonomy places the organism in Eukaryota, Viridiplantae, Streptophyta, Magnoliopsida, Asparagales, Asparagaceae. The coding region runs from base 520 to 966 and encodes 148 amino acids. The transcript is spliced from 9 exons. The record is from RefSeq and is a predicted model, not a curated record.
CCUCUCUCAAGUCUAGAGGGUUUUCGAACUGGCCGCAACCUUUUUCAACCCCCCAACCCCCACGCAAAAAAAACAAAAAAACAAAAAAAAAAGAAAUGAAAAAUUGUGAUUCAAUUAGAUGACGCGUCUUUUCUUCUGCACUACACUCUUGAUGAUGGAUAAUGUUGCUGAUGAUGAAAUCGAAUUCUGGAUUGGGAGGUUUUGGAAAAAUAAGAAAGAUUCUCGAUGUCUCCACGUCGACAUCGACUUCAUAGGAGUCGUUCCCGUUCGCAACAUAGCGAGGGAGAGGUUCCCACAGCAUCCUCUCUAGCGGCAUCCUUUUUUGGAGGACACUAUGAAGAGGGCGAACUUCCACCGGAUCCUGUAUUCCCUGGUUCUGAUAAUCUGGAUAGCUUCAUGCAACAGAUGUGUGACGCCAUUCGUGACGAUUCCAUGGAUGUCGAUACGAACCUUGAUACUGAGUAGGUUAAUAGCGUUGAGCCCGCCAUUCUAUGUUCAGGUAACUUGAAGAACCCAAGCAUGGAUAUUGGGGAAAAAGAAUUUUCUGUUCCUUCUGCAGAUGUCGUAAUAGAGAAGCCAGUUGAGGAUGAGGCCUUUCAUGAUGUAGGUUUCGAGGAACAGGGGUGUGUCUCUGCACCAAGUUUCUCGGGACCCGACAUUGGAUUAUUAGUCGACAUGCUGGCUGAACAGGCCACCAGAGGAACCGUGGGACCACCCUUUGAGAGUGAUUCAUUCACAGUACCAGUCAUUGGGACCGAUUUAGUAAUGAUCCCCGGCAUAUCUAGUUUACCUCGGAGUGACGGACUUGCAGGACCAGCCAUCGGGACCGAUACUCUUACGACUACUGGUAUUCCCCGUGUACCUGAGGACUUGCAGGACCAGCCGUUGUGCCUGAUGCCACUACAGUAUCUGGGACCGAUAGUUUGCAUAAAAGCGGUGUCUCCCCGCCACAACCGAGAGGUAUAACCGAUUUGCCUACAGGGGUUGAAAUACCCUCCACGACUACUGCCGUUAUCUCGGAGCCUGUCAGACCUCAGCCCGAAGGGACCUCCGUUGGCGUUGGAUCUCGAUCAUCUCUAUAUGAGCGUGUCCGCGCCCUUUUGGCCGAUACCGAUCCCGACAAAGACAUUUUUCGUACAGACCUCGGCCUUUUUACCGUCUUUUUUAACGGCAUGAUCGAGAAACUUCUUCAUCAAGGAUAUUGCUUCGAUCAGUUCAGACGUUCCUUUUCUCGCUACAUGACGAUGAUCAGAGAUGAAGGGUACCCAGAGCUGGCCGAUUCCUACACCGCCGAUUUUACUGUUCUGGAAUCGGAGAUCCGAGAGUUGAAGGAAUUAAAGGCUAAUGGGGCUUCUUCCUUCGUGUCUUCUCAGAUGGAGCAUAGGCUGGCACAGUGGCGCGACCUGAGAUCUUCCAUCGGUCGCGAGCUGCAGUCACAUGAGAGUUCCGUUGCGCAGCUGAUGGCUACUGUGGCGAGGAAGGAUACCGAUAGAGCCGGGUUACUCAGCUCUUUGGAUUCCGGCCGUGAGGAAGUGACUAGGUUGAAGGAGGCCUUGAAGCACGCCGAGGAGUCCGUUACUAUUAUUGCAGAAGACUUGGCUGGAUUAGAGCGUUCUCGUGUACAGACCCUCAAGAAGCUAGGAUCUACACAGGAGAGAUUGAUGAAGCUGAAGAAUGAAGCCGUGAAGAUCUUGAGCAGUUCUGAAGAAUCUGUCCGAGCUGGUCUGCAGGCAGAACUUGAGCAGAGUUAUAUAGAUAGACUUUCUAGUUAGAGUCUCAUGUUCUUAGCCGCCAGCUGCCUUCGGGCUAACGAGCUUUUUAUUGUAUGCUUUGACAUAAUCUAUUAAUAAAGACUCCGUAUUUGAUUCAUUUAUGAUAUUUCUUUAUUUAUUUUGAA